GCUGCGGCUUCACGGACUUCUUUCAUGUCAACAAGGCGAGAAGAAAAGGGAGAUUUUUUUUCUUACAUUGACUCUUCAAAAGAGCGAGAAUCCAUGAUGAGCAAACCCACGGGCUCAACAAGUGGCUGUUUGGAUAUUCUGAAUGUCAAAUCAAGUCGAAUACUGGACAUCCCGUGUAAAGUGUGCGGGGACCGCAGCUCAGGGAAACACUACGGGGUUUACGCCUGUGACGGCUGCUCGGGAUUCUUCAAGAGGAGCAUCCGAAGAAACAGGACCUACGUCUGUAAAUCUGGCUCUCAGGGUGGCUGUCCCGUAGACAAAACUCACAGAAACCAGUGCCGAGCGUGUCGCUUGAAAAAGUGUCUGGAAGUGAACAUGAAUAAAGACGCCGUUCAGCACGAGAGGGGCCCCCGAACCUCCACCAUCCGCAAGCAGGUCGCCUUAUAUUUCAGGGGCCACAAAGAGGUGAACGGCUCCUCGACCCAUUUCCCCGGGUCCUCGCUGCCCGGGCCGCCCUUCUUCACCACCGUCACGCAGCUGGAGCCUCACAACCUGGACAUGAACACGGUGGCGACCACACCUGAGAGACAGGCCAUCGUGGGCCUGGCGCAGCCCACCCCAAAGUAUCCCCACGAGGUCAGCGGCACCCCCAUGUACCUGUACGAGGUGGCCACCGAGUCUGUGUGCGAGUCGGCGGCGCGCCUCCUCUUCAUGAGCAUCAAGUGGGCAAAAAGUGUCCCCGCGUUCUCCACCCUGCCUUUAUCGGAUCAGCUGAUUCUGCUGGAGGAUGCGUGGAGGGAGUUAUUCGUGCUGGGCAUCGCGCAGUGGGCCAUCCCCGUGGACUCGUCCACUCUCCUCGCCGUUUCUGGGAUGAACACCGAAAACACGGAGUCUCAGCGGAUGAAUAAGAUCAUGUCUGAGAUCCAGGCGCUGCAGGAGGUCGUGACCAGAUUCAGACAGAUGCGUCUUGACGCGACAGAGUUCGCGUGUUUGAAAUGCAUCGUGACCUUCAAAGCUGUUCCUACGCAUGGCAGCACCGAGUUAAGAAGUUUCCGCAACGCAAGCGCAAUCGCCGCACUUCAAGACGAGGCGCAGCUCACACUCAACAGUUACAUACACACCAGGUACCCCACUCAGCCGUGUCGCUUCGGGAAGCUGCUCCUGCUCCUCCCGGCGCUGCGCUCCGUCAGCCCCUCCACCAUCGAGGAGGUGUUCUUCAAAAAGACCAUCGGCAACGUGCCAAUCACCCGGCUGCUCUCCGACAUGUACAAGUCCAGCGAUAUAUGAAAUCCCCCCCAC
Messenger RNA from Salarias fasciatus (jewelled blenny), 1299 nucleotides. It is a transcript of the gene nr2e1, whose product is annotated as nuclear receptor subfamily 2, group E, member 1. Gene Ontology annotation, biological process: regulation of DNA-templated transcription. The transcript has 9 exons. NCBI's taxonomy places the organism in Eukaryota, Metazoa, Chordata, Actinopteri, Blenniiformes, Blenniidae. The record is from RefSeq and is a predicted model, not a curated record. Gene Ontology annotation, molecular function: sequence-specific DNA binding; DNA-binding transcription factor activity; zinc ion binding. The coding region runs from base 25 to 1287 and encodes 420 amino acids.